Acanthamoeba castellanii str. Neff is the source of this 5217-nucleotide messenger RNA. Its product is annotated as phosphate ABC transporter, phosphatebinding protein PstS, putative. The record is from RefSeq and is a predicted model, not a curated record. Gene Ontology annotation, biological process: protein phosphorylation; intracellular signal transduction; cyclic nucleotide biosynthetic process. The transcript has 24 exons. Bases 1 to 5217 code for a protein of 1738 amino acids. NCBI's taxonomy places the organism in Eukaryota, Discosea, Longamoebia, Acanthamoebidae. Gene Ontology annotation, molecular function: ATP binding; protein kinase activity.
AUGAGCGGGUUCCUGCGGCACCUUCUCUUCGCGUUCGUCCUCGCCUUGAGCCUGCCCACUCCAUGCGUACAGCAGGAAGCCUCUACGCAGAUCUACGGGGGAGGGAGCAUCUUCACGCAGCCCUACAUGGACUACUUCACAGAGUCCUUCCAGUUGGUAAGGCGAGAUGACGCCAUCGUGUGCACCUACGGCGGGGCCUCCCACUCGCUCCUGUUCCUCAUGGCCAAGCCCGACCUCGACUUUGCCGUGGUGGAUGCACCCCUACACGAGACACUUCUCGCCAACAACUCCAUCGCUCAGUUUCCGCUGGCCGGUCAGCCACUGGUCGCCAUCUACAACCUCGGCAGUAGUCGCCCCACUACACCUCUGGUCCUCGACGGCGCGACCCUGGCGGCCAUCUGGCUGGGCGACGUGACCUGGUGGAACGACCCGGCCAUCGUCGCGCUCAACCCCAACAUCGCGCUGCCGGCGGAGCCCAUCCGGCUGGGCCACGGGGCGGAUCGGCCGGGCGGCAUCACGCACAGCUUCACCAACGCGCUCUCCAUACUCGAUGGGCGGUUCCGGGCGGCGUGGUCGGGCGACGGCUCCCAGGAUACGAGCCGGUGGCCGCAGCUCACCGGCAUCGCGGGCCGCGCAAUCGAGUUUUCGGACAGUGGCACGCUGUCGCCCUUCGUGCGCGAUACGCCGUACAGCCUCAGCUACUCCACAUUCGACCGGGCUCAGAAGACCGGCGUCGACUACGCUCUCAUGCGAAACAGCGCAGGAGCGGUUGUGUGGCCCACGGUCAAGGCAGUGGAGUCGGCCAUCAGCGAAGUGAGCGAGAAGCUCACGGACAGCAUGACCAUCAACGUGGCCAAUGGCCAGCAACGCGGUUCCUGGCCCAUGUGCAUGCUGCACUAUCUGGCGGUGCGCAGCAACGCGUCGACUUCGGAUUGCCUCGGGAUCAAUUCGCUGCUGUACUUCACGGCCUGGACGCAGCUCACGCCCAUGGCCGUGACCAAGAGCCGCGAGCUGGGCUACGCCCCUCUCAGUCUGAGCUUCAAAGCGAAAUUGAUCAACAAUUUCCAGAAGGUGGCGUGCAAUGGCGAGAAGGUCUUCGACAGUGCUCUGUUGAUCGGCACCGGUGUUCGCACCAUCUCCUUCUCCUCGUGGCCGCAGGAGGUGUACUACUUCCGCGGUUUUGACGCCGAGUCCACCAUCACCGACCUCAGUCGCUACAACAUUGACUUUGGCAUCACUGCUCGCCCGCUCACCAACGACGAGUCGGAGCUGCUGGGCGACGUGCCAAGCAUUCCAUUCACAAUGGUCCCCGUCGGCGUGGCCUACAACCUGCCGGAGCUGGUCGGACAGGGCUCGCUUUUGCUCAAUCUCACCGUGCUGGCCGACAUCCUGCUGGGCACCAUCGACACGUGGAACGACACCGCCAUCCAGGAGCUCAACCCGGAGCUCGGGGACCUCCUGCCGGCGGAUCCCAUCGUCAUCCUCAACUACGAAGACGAUGCGCUCAGCGUCGUAUUUGCCGCGUUGAGCACCGUGAGUCAGGAAUUCGCGCUCGCAGUCAGCAGCAAUGCGACGAGCCUGCUGCCGGUGAGCGAGCCGUGGCGCGGGAUGGUGCUGCAGGCGGAACAGAAGGUGACGGUGGAGCUGGUGGACUUGCCCUACGCGAUGAUCUUGACCGCCUUUGACGCCGUGCGGCCCAUCAACCACCUGGGCUUCGCCGACCUGGUCAACGUGGCCGGCAACCGGGUUUCGCCCUCCUACGACAGCCUCAUGUCCGCCGGUGCCGACUUCUUUGACACAGGCCGGCUGUUUCUAGGCGGGGGAGAGGUGAGCUGGCCGAUGCCGAUCACGACCUACAUACUCUUCCACCAGCGCAGCAUGAUCGAUUGCACCAAGGCCAAGGGGAUGGCCAGCGUGCAGCACUUCCUGCAGUCCGAUCCCAAAGCUCUCACCUACACCCAGUACGCGGCGAUCUUGAGCCGAUUGCCGGCGGUGCGGGGCAUGUACUACGGCCUGCAGGAGGCGAUGGCCUGCAACGGCGAGCCGACCAGUCCGAUCCACGGCUGCAUCAAAAACGGCACCCUCUGCUUCGACCACGGCCUCUGCCUCAUCGCCGACGCCUCCGCGCCCAACGCCUCGUGCCACUGUAGCCUCGGCUGGAGCGGCGUCCACUGCGAGAUAGAGACAGCGGCGCAGGGCGACACGGGAGCGACCGCGGCCGCGGGCUCCAGCGAGCUGUUCAUCGCCACACUGGUCACGCUCGUGCCCGCCGCCGCGCUCGCGCUGCUGGCGAUCGGCGUCGGCGCGGUGUUCGUGCGAAUGCGCCGGCGCCGGCUCAACGAGCAGCACGACGCGGUGGCGUGGCAGGUCGAGGUGUCGGAGCUGGAGAUGGGCGAGCUGCUCGGCGCGGGCGGCUUCGGCGAGGUCUACAAGGCCGUGUGGAAGGGCACCGAGGUGGCGGUCAAGUUCGUGGCCGCCCGCAGCGAGCCCGGGAGCGCCCACUCGCGCGAACUCGAGCGCAGCUUCCGCGAAGAGGUGCCGACCAGCAACAGCCAGCCGCUCUCCCGCGCGAACCACAUUCCUGACACAUUCCCGGUGCGUGUCAUGACGACGUUGAGGCAUCCCAAUGUGGUGUUGUUCAUGGCCGCGUGCACCAAGCCGCCCAAGAUGUGCAUCGUCAUGGAGUACAUGACUCUGGGCUCGCUCUUCAGCUUGCUGCACAACGAGAGGGUGUUGGACAUCCCGUUCGUCGUGCGCUUCAAGAUCGCGUACCAGGCGGCCAAGGGCAUGCACUUCCUCCACUCAUCGGGCAUCGUGCACCGCGACCUCAAGUCCCUCAACCUGCUCCUCGACAACAAAGGCAACAUUAAGGUGGGGGACUUUGGGCUCACGCGGUUCCGCGAGGAGCACAAGACGAGCAGCGGCAACGAGCAUAUGCAGGGCAGCGUGCACUGGCAGGCGCCCGAGGUCCUCGGGGGCGUCCAGGACGCCGACCUCAUGCUGGCCGACGUCUACGCCUUCGGCGUCAUCCUGUGGGAACUCCUCACGCGCGACUACCCCUACGCUGGCCUCUGCGAGCGCUCGGCCGCGCGAGAGGCCAUGACCAAGCUGACCGGACUGAUCGAGCGCUUCGGCGGCGGCGGCACUGGUGGUGGAGACGGCCGGGCGGUGAACGUGAACUCGUCGUCGGUCAGCCUGGCGCGGUCGACCGACUCGCGCGAGAGCGAUAGUGAGGUCCCUCGGGCGAGGCCCCGCCAGCCGCAGAGCGACGAUGGCUACUUUUCCAGGGAGUCGUGGACCAUCGCCAGCAGCCUGCGCACCAGACAUUCCGGCGUCUCGACUCCCAGCUACGGCUACGGCUCGAUGGAGCUGCAGGAGAUAUGGAACCGGCCGGUGGUCGGGGUGACGCCGCCCGAGGGCGACAGCGUCACGGUCGUGUACACGGACAUCGCCCGCGCCGACGCCCUGUGGGAGUUCGACCCGCUGGCCAUGUGCGACGCCACGGUGCUGCACAACCGCACCAUCCGCAGCCUCCUCACCCGGCACCGCGGCUACGAAGCCGGGGAGGGCUCGUUCUGCGUCGCGUUCGAGUCGACGCUCGACGCGCUGGAGUGGUGCAUGGCCGUACAGCACGCGCUCGUGCACUCUGUCGCGUGGCCCGUGGCCCUGCUCCAACACCCGGCCUCGGCCGAAGAGUGGGGCGACACAGACGAUCGAUCGCUAUUCAAGGGACUGCGCGUGCGGAUGGGCGUUCACGUGGGUCCGGUGAGCGUGGUGCAACAGGCCGCCAUGCACAAGGCCCACUACGAGGGCGCCGUGAUCACCACCGCCGCUCGCAUCACCGAACUCGCCCAGGACUGCCAGAUUUUGCUGUCCGAGGCAGCGUACGCGGCCGUCGCCACCACCCCGCUCGCCCACGAACCCAGACGGAUCGCCAAGCUUGAGGGCAAAUUCUCGCUUCCCAUCGGCCCAGGUCGCUCGGAGGUGCGGCUGUAUGAGCUGCGGAGUCGCGGCCUGGAGGCGCGCCGCAUAGGCGGUGGCGCCGGCCAGCUGUCGGAUUACACCUCCUCUUCGCUGCGGUCGCGGAUCGACUGGAGAGAGCGAAGAACGAGGGAGAAGGGAGGCGCGUCAGCUCGGUCGGGCCGCCACGACUACGACGGUAGCAGCGAGUGGAAGUGGGAGGAUGAAAACGGCGAAAGCGAAAGCGAAGACGAAAGAGAAGACGAAAAGGUGCUGGCAGUGAUGGAGGAUCUCCAUUUCCUGGGGUCGGGCAACCUCUGUCGCUGGAUCAUCGACUAUGACGAACUGCGAAUAGGCCCCCAGGUGGGCAAGGGGUCGUAUGGGGUGGUGAACCGAGCGACGUGGCGAGGCGCGGAUGUGGCGGUCAAGCGGUUCCUGAAUCAGAGCCUCGAGGAAGGCCGCAUGCUCGAGUUCAGGGCCGAGGUCGCCCUCCUCUCCACCCUCCGCCAUCCCAACACCGCCGCCUUCAUCGGCGCGUGCGUGAAGCCGCCACAUCUGUGCAUAGUGACUGAGUACGUGCCGGGCGGGAGCCUGCGGCAGCUGCUGGAGAACACGGCGAUCAAGCUCCCGUGGGCCGCCCGGCUCGACCUCCUUCGCAGCGCCGCCCGCGGCGUGGCUCACCUCCACGCCCAGCAGCCGCCCAUCGUGCACCGUGACCUCAAGCCCUCCAACAUGCUCGUCGAACAGCUGACAACAACAACGACCACCAUGACGUCAGCAGCGCCGUUGACAACGUGGAACGUUAAGGUGGCGGACUUUGGGCUGGCGCGGCUCAAGCAGGACAACGCGACGAUGACCAGCUGCGGCACUCCCUGCUGGACCGCGCCCGAGGUGAUCCGCGGCCGGCGCUACGACGAGAAGGCCGACGUGUACUCGUUCGGCAUCAUCAUGUGGCAGGUGGCCUCGCGCCGACGCCCCUACGACGGCCGCAACUUCAUGGGCGUGCUCACCGACGUGCUCGCCGGCGCGCGGCCCUCGCCGCUGCCGAUGGCGACGGCCGCAGCGGCCACUGCAACCGGCGGCGGCAGCAGCAGCAGCGGCAGCGGAGUGUGUGGCGGCUGUCCGGCGGAGCUGGUGGCCCUCAUGCAGCGCUGCUGGGCCGCCGAGCCCGACGAGCGGCCGUCGAUGGCCCACGUCGUUGAGUGCCUGGAGUCGUUGGGCACCGCCAACACCAGCGGCGGCGUGGCCACCGUGUAA